Molecule: messenger RNA, 1287 nt
Organism: Lytechinus variegatus (green sea urchin)
Lineage: Eukaryota; Metazoa; Echinodermata; Echinoidea; Temnopleuroida; Toxopneustidae
Product: neurogenic locus Notch protein-like
Exons: 8
Coding region: 232-1287 (351 amino acids)
Biological process (GO): heterophilic cell-cell adhesion; establishment or maintenance of epithelial cell apical/basal polarity
Cellular component (GO): plasma membrane; protein-containing complex
Molecular function (GO): calcium ion binding
Source: RefSeq, a predicted model, not a curated record
GCCGCAUGCCAUGAAGCUUUCUCACCGUUGUCUAGAGCUGAUAAGAUGUCGUUAUCCCAAAAUUACCAUGCUCAGUCUGGCACAAGUGCUUCUAAGCAAUAAAAACCAAAGAUUUCACUGCAAUUUUGUUAGAGCAAUUGGAGGCGUCACCGUUGAUAUCCCACCUAUUGUCAAAUCGUGGCAGGAGAGAUCCAUGUCGAAGAAUACGUGCUAGCUUUCUUACGAAAGUUGAUGUUCUCCUCACAACUUCUUAUACUUGUCUCGCUUCUCUUCAAUCGUCCGAAAGAUUGCUCACACGAUAAACGUUUAGCCCUGCCAACUAAGAUGAGGUGUUUGCUAUUCAUGCAAGGACUGGUAACCUGUUUGUCACUAGCUAAACUAGGUUCAUCGGACCCAAGUGCAGGAACAGAUAGGUGUCCAGAUGGUCUAGGUUUGAAUUACACCUUACCAAUGUUUCAUGAAUGCCGGAAGAAGCUUCACCCCAAUGGGAGUUUGGUGCAGACUAUUCCAAAGAUCAUUCCUGUUUCAUCUGCCGAGGACCGGUGUCCCGCGAGGAAUGAUAACUCACGAACGUUUGGUCGCCGUCUUUGUAGAUUUCCAGAUUGUGAUGAAGAUCUCUGUGAAAACGGCUGGUGUGUGGAGACUAUGAAAAGCUACAGAUGCAUCUGCUUUGCGGGAUUUCAAGGGCCUAAUUGCGAAGAACCUGCAGUAUCAAUGUUGACCGACGGAAUGAUGUUGGAAAAGACAGGAGAAACAGACAAGUACAAGGCAGACCUGAUCAUCAGUGCGACGCCAUCAGCGACAGGGUUCACGAAGCGGAUAAACCGGUCAGCAACAGACCCGAUGGCGAUAUCUCCGGCUGAACCGACAAGGACAACACAUCUAGCGGACUCCCUUAAAACUCCAUCCGGCUGCACAGAUGCUCUUUGUGAAAACGGCUGGUGUGUGGAGACUAUGAAAAGCUACAAAUGUUAUUGCUAUGCUGGAUUCCAUGGGACCCAUUGCAAAGAACGUACAGCAGUUAAUUCGAGCUGUCAAGAUGUUUUCAGAUGGUUUGAAGGCAACCUUUAUUGCUACUUUGAUGAGAGAGUCAACUUUUAUCAAGCACUGACGAAUUGUCGGAACAUCAACUGGAAAACUCAUAAAGAAGGUGAUUCUCCUGGUUUCUCUGAUCUAGUGUCCAUUCACAGCGAUGAGGAGAUGUCAUUUAUUAUGUACUUGUGUAAAGGAAGAUUCGAAGAGUGCUUAGCGCCCCACCCCUCUCCCCACACACCGAGUCCAUCGUGA